Didymodactylos carnosus is the source of this 1044-nucleotide messenger RNA. Lineage: Eukaryota; Metazoa; Rotifera; Eurotatoria; Philodinida; Philodinidae. The record is from the annotation of a GenBank genome assembly.
AUGAUGCUGGUUUAUAAUACAAUCUAUGCUUUAUGUAAAAUAUGUAUUUUGCAUGAUAAAGAAAUAGCUUAUCAUUCAAAAAUGUUUCGUAUUCCACAACUAUGUCCAAAGACAACUGCUUUAAUCGUUACCAAACGUUUACAACAAACAACACCAACAUCUUCAUCAAAGUCAUCGCCGUCAUCUCAAACAAAAACAGCGUCCAGUGAUGAAACACAUAACGCAGCAGUCAAACGAACAACACAGGCGGGCACAACAACAACGCAAGCGGAUACAACAACAGUCAAAACUUCUGGUAAAACAGAUGGUAGAGCAGACUAUCCAGCAGAUGGUGGAAAUCGUUCGAAUGUAUUAAAAAUGACAGGCUACGCUUUGGCAAUAGGAGUAACAACUGCACUCGUUUAUGCCGAAUAUGAGAAUGGAAAAUUUCGUCGUAAGGUAGAAAAGACUAUUCCACUAUCUGGUACAUUAUUAGGCGGUUUAGACAAGAUUAUUGAUCCGGUGUUUGGUCGUCGCAAAAACAUCAUUCAGACAAUCUCAGAUGAAUUGCCUGAUAUGGCUAAAGUAAAAGAGGGGGCGAAAAUUGUUCGUGACCAAUUGCCCGAAUAUAAAACGGUGAAAGAAACAGCCAAAGAUGCAGCUCAUGCGGUAUAUGAACAGUUGCCCGAAAAGAAAACCGUUCAGAAAACUCUAGCAGCGACUAAAGAAGGUGCUAAAGAUGUUGCCAAUGCUGUUUACGAACAAUUACCGGAAAAAAAGACCGUGCAAAAAACAUUGUCAUCGGCUAAGGAAACAGUCAAAGACGCAGCUAAUGCUGUGUAUGAGCAGUUGCCAGAGAAGAAAACAGUGAAAGAUACACUAUCAACAGCCAAGGAUCAAUUAAAACAAGCAGCUACCACUGUACAAGCGACAGUGAAAGACAAUCUUCCAACGGGAACUGGUCGAUCCGGUGACAAAACGAAUGAUCCAAUGUUUUUAGAUGAACCUGGUGCGCCGUUAGCACCGCCCCCAGUACCCAGUGAUAAAAAAUCAAAACUCAAAUGA